This is a messenger RNA of Xiphophorus hellerii (green swordtail), 7268 nucleotides long. It is a transcript of the gene pou1f1, whose product is annotated as POU class 1 homeobox 1. The transcript is spliced from 7 exons. The coding region runs from base 4019 to 5143 and encodes 374 amino acids. The record is from RefSeq and is a predicted model, not a curated record. Gene Ontology annotation, molecular function: RNA polymerase II cis-regulatory region sequence-specific DNA binding; DNA-binding transcription factor activity, RNA polymerase II-specific. Lineage: Eukaryota; Metazoa; Chordata; Actinopteri; Cyprinodontiformes; Poeciliidae. Gene Ontology annotation, biological process: regulation of transcription by RNA polymerase II.
ACAAAACCCAGCUAACCUUUCUAAAUUAAGCAAGCUAUGUAACAAAGUUCCAAAUGGUAGACCCAGAGAACUUUUGUCACAGCCUUCCUGUUAUUUUCUGAAAACCGGAUCUCUCUUACCUUCAAGUUUCAAAUUGUUGAGGAGAAAUCAAUGUCCCCUUUAAAAUAACUUCUUUCGCCGUGGUAUUUCCCCUGACUUCAUUUUAAACAUGUCACUGAUACUAAAAAGAGCAAAGUAUGAAUCUUCAUUCUGUAGCAGCUUCUACAAUGAAGAGUACUGUUGUCUGCACCAGCUGGCAGGAGCUCAAUAUAGUUUAUUCAUGGAUUCAAGAAAGAAAAAACGUCGCAGUUUUGAGCUUCUGACUGGUAGGUGACCAGUCAGGACUGAUGAAGCUGAAAAUUGUGAGAUUUUGGUCACCAAUCUCUUGGUGCUCAAAUACGUCUGCCAUCCAAAAUUUACUUAUUACAGACUCUGAAUGAUCAUUUUUUCUGUGAAAACUCAGAUAAGAAUUAGAAUAUAACUUCUGCAUUAAACUUGUUUAAAACAAUGAUGGUUUUCUCUCACAGUGUACAAAUAGUCAUGCAUUCACCAGCUGGGACCUUGGUCUACAGCCUGAGUGGGAGUUCUUGGCUUAGACAAAGUAGACAGAGAAAAAUUAUUUUAAGGAUGAUUCUGGUAUUGGUGAGAUAUCUUUUGUAUCAUCAUCACAGUCAGUUGUUUUUGUAACACUUUAGAUUCAGCUUUGGCUUAUUCAAAGAUAAUAGUGCUUAGUUUUUGUUUUUUGAUUGUUUUGUUUAGUUAAAUUCUGAAAAUAUUGGAGUUUAAUAAAAAAUAAAAAAUUCUGUGGCAAAAAUGACUGUAUUCCAUAUUUAUUUGGUUGAUACCUCCAUUUAUGAUGUAUAAAUGGAAAUUUGAAACAACACAAGCUAAGAGUUUCUCCCAUCACUAAUUUUGCUCAUUUUGGGGGGAUUAAAAAGAUGAGUAAACUCAUUCAAGAUAAUCUGUGUCAGGUCCUACUCCAUGGAAGAACAUUGUUAGUGCAUUCUCUCUAAAUUUGCAUGCACUUAAGCAAGCUGAAUCGUGCCUGCCACCCACUAGUUAUUUUCCACCUGGUGCCCACCUACACCUACAAUAGUGAAGCAGAGCUAAGGAUAAACACAAAUACAGACAAAACAGAAUGCGCAUGGUGGUCACACUCUUCAGAUUAACCUCUAUUCACACUGAUGAGACCCAUUGUCUUUACCUAGAGCUCUCUGCAUCCAAAGCACAACACACACACCGCUCUGAAACAAUGGUAAUUGUGACCUAUCUUCUCGAACAGUAACUCUGUUUUGGUUUGGACUCUUUGAGGUCAGAACUCCAGGUCAGUCUGCAUCAACUUGCAACAAAAACAGAGGCAAUUAAUGUCCCAAAGCUCCCGCAAGACAUGUCAAGGUGUGUGGUUGAAGGAACGUGUUCGUCAAAGUUGUUCAAAAGUUGAACAAAAGUAUUUCAAGCUAAAUUGGCGGUUAGCUUUAGCUUUUACCAUUUCAAAAGUAGCAAUAAAGACAUUUGGAUACUUGGAUUGUAAUUUCUUCGUAACACGUCUUAAAUGAUAAUAAAAGGAUUGUCACCUGUAUUGCAGGAACAUGUAAUCCUUGACUUUAACUUUCAAAUCCUUCUGCAUUUGCAUGAAGUGCUUUUUCAAGGUUUAUCCACAGAUCUUACUCUAUAUUAAUCUCACAAAAUGAAGGGGAUAUGACAAACACCUUGCCUGCACUUGCAGAGAUAAAUCAUAAGGAAUUUUGACAUGUUUGAGAUCAUUAUCCCCAGAUGGAAGCCACACAUGAGUCUUUUACACAGGUGUAAUGCUAGAUUCCACAGUUUUGCAGCACAUAUUUCGCUUCUUAAAAAUAUAUUCUAAAAACUUGGCUUCAUAUGUGCUAACAUGAGAGCAGAGUAAAACUGCAGCUUUGCAGAGUGGACAGAUCCUUUCUUAGUAUCUUGUGCAAUCAAAUGGGAUUAUUAGGUUCAAUCAGUCCUACAAACUGUUUUUGAAAGCCCAAACUUGACCUUCAUCAUUUACGUUAACUCUCAUUUUGUAAUUACAUUAUGAAUUCAAUCAUAAACUCUACAGUAUACCUUAGUGUUAAGCACCUACUUUGAUGUUCCCAUUGAUGAAAUUUAAUGGAACGGGGUUGGAAGAGUUAAAGUACACCUGAAGGACAGAGACAUUAAUUACACAGCUUUAAACAAGUCAAAACAUCAAGAUGCUACAGUGAAACUUUCAAAAAAAUUUCACACUCAGGGCACAAACCUUUGUGUACAAUGUAAUAGUGCAUAUCUGUGAAGUGGUGCUAAGGUAAGUCAUUGUCUUAAAAAUUAUAUAAAGUAAAAAUAUGAAACUUGAGGUGUGCUUUGGUCCCAACCCCUUUAUUCUCAUACCCCUAAUUCAAUCAAUACUCUUGAUUAUUAUGAAUUGUCUUCAGAAAUUGCAUAAUUAAUAAAAGAAAGUCUGCCUUUCUGUAAUAUAAUUUCAUAGUAAAUACAGUUGUUCUGUCAUGUUCUCAGAAGUUUGUUAAGAAAAUUAUGGAGAAAAUUGUGGUUGCUACUUUCCAGUAGCAAUUUAGGAGACAUAUUAACAUGCAAAAUAUCUGUUGUGAUGACACCGAAUGUGAAAGUAGGUAGUAGUAGAAAUUGAUGGAGAUGAACGAAGAAUGUUGCUUUUCAUCUAAUCUGACAGAAUUGAGUCAUUUUGCAAAGCAGUAGAGAAAAUGCUUCAGUCUGUGCACAUGAAAACGUAAAUAAAUUACAUUGAUGUUUGUGACUAUAACAAAAAAUAUAUCUGUAAAUGUUCAGUGUAUGAAAACUAUUAUGAGGUUAUACAAAUAAGGUCUGGAACCUUUUUUUUAAAGCACUAAGAAUUCAGAUCUUUCAUUCUGAACAAGCUUUAGGUGGCCAUGCUCUUCCUUUACUGGUACAUGAAGAUUAUUACUUCACAAACAAAACAAGUUGUAAAUGAUGCUCUGAUUUAAGGUUUAUAUGUUCAGGGAACUGAAUUCAUUUCGAACUCUACUUCUAUGCGUAGUAGAAAUUUCAACCAAUGUCAUUUGCUAACUUGUAUUUCCAAAUAAACAUUAAGAAACUAUAGCGUUUUUGUGUUUGCUUUACUUUGCUAUUGUUUCUUCACAAUCUUGUAAUCAUGGAGACAGAAAGAGACGGAGGUAAAGAGGCAGAGGGGAAGAGGAGAUCAGGUUUCUCGGCAGCUCUGUACCCUAAUCCUGGAUUUGGAAAUGGGAUGAGAAGAACAUAGGUAAGUACAAACAACAAGCAAUUACAGCACUGACAUAGAAUUGAAAGGUGGGGGGAGAGCAGCUAGACAGGAAACGGGGAAUCUCAUAGGUUGUGAGAGGGGUUGGUUAGAUGUAGGUGGGAUAUAAAUACCUGCAGUAGACUAGGGCAGAAAAAUGCUGAGGGCAUGACAGAUGCUGACUUCCAUUGAUCGACGAAGGUUAUAACAAACCAGCAGGGCUGCAUUGUUUAGCUCUCAUUAGAGGAGACUCACAUUUCAGCAGGUGUAACAGUGAUUUUAAAUCGAACAUGAACCAUUUUGGUAUUCACCUCGUUUGAGGGUAGGGUUCUGCUUAAAACUUUAAAGAGUUUUGGCAGAGUUGCUGAAAGGAAAAAAAAAAAAGUAACCUCUCGCAGUUUUCUACUCUCCUAUUCCCAAGUGCCUCAAGGGAGAUGCAUGCUUGACUGAGCCAGAGAAAAAAGGACAAGAAAAGAAGACCAUACUCGAGGUGUAAGACAACUAACGCAGCCAGAAAAAGACAGCCGAACAAGAGAGGGGCCAAAGAAGACAAGACGGAAUCUCAAGAAAGAAGGCAAGAUGACAGAUUUUAGGAAUGCAAUUUAGAGAAGAAAACAUCAAUGGAAAACAAGACCAAAUAAAGUGAGUUAUUGUGCUUUAAAGGGAAGAAAGCUUUUAAAGAGACAAACAUCAGUUAACACUAAGACUGCUAAAGAAAGCCAAAGAAACAUGGCGUGUCAGGGAUUUGGUGCUGAUCCCUUCAACCCGCUGGCAGGCGAUUCACCCUUACCAAUCCUCAUGCACCAUGGCUCCACCGGUGACUGUUUACCAGCCACAUCCCAUGCUCACAGUAUGGUUUCUGCAGUAUCGUCAGGAUUGUCCCUGGGUCAGACCUCUAAGAGGUCCCACAUGCACCUGUCCACUUCCUCUCUUGGGAAUGCCCUCAGUAAUGCUCCUCCAAGUUUGCAUUACCCAGUCACCCCCUGCCAUUACAGCAACCAGCAAGCAACCUACGGCAUGAUGACAGCCCAGGAGAUGCUUUCUGCUAGUAUAUCUCAGACACGUAUCCUGCAAACCUGUGGCGUCCCUCACCCCAACAUGGUGAGUGCUGCAAAUCCAUUACAAGGCUCUCUGACUCCUUGCAUAUAUAAGUUUCCAGAUCAUGGACUCAGUAGCAGCUCUUGUGCUUUAAGCCACGGUUUUUCCUCGCUGCCGUCUACACUCCUUUCAGCCGACGAGGUCUCUGGGGGCCCCGGCGGAGAAGUGAAAGGUGACGCACAGCGGAAAGGGAUGCGGGAGCAGGAAGAAGCUCCCCCUAUGGACUCCCCACAGAUACGUGAACUGGAAAUGUUUGCUAAUGACUUCAAAAUACGUCGGAUCAAACUGGGCUACACUCAGACUAAUGUAGGCGAGGCUCUUGCCGCAGUGCACGGCUCAGAGUUCAGCCAGACCACGAUCUGCCGCUUUGAAAAUUUGCAGCUGAGCUUUAAGAACGCCUGCAAACUCAAGGCCAUUCUGGCAAAAUGGCUUGACGAGGCUGAGCUGGCUGGUGCGUUGUACAGUGAUAAAACUGGAAUGAAUGAGCGGAAGAGGAAAAGGAGAACAACCAUCAGCCUGGGAGCUAAGGAGGCCCUGGAGCGAAGCUUUGUGGAGAAAACUAAGCCAUCCUCUCAGGAAAUAGCCCGGAUAGCCAUAGGCCUCCAUCUGGAGAAGGAGGUGGUCCGAGUGUGGUUUUGCAACAGACGCCAAAGAGAGAAACGUGUCAAAACAAGUCUCAGCCUGAGCUCCUGUUUGACCAAAAUCAAUCCAAACUGUCUCACACAAAUAAGUAAAACCCAAAGACCACUUACGUAAACUGAAGCGCUAAAUUGGCUUCUGAGCUAAUGCGACGGAGGCUUUUUUAUGACCAUAACUUUUCUGACAGUUCCAAAAGUAAUAAAUUCAGUAACAUGCAGGAAUGGAGAUGCAUUUAUGAAAACCUUUGUAAAAAAAAAUAAACAUUCCUUGUGUUUCUUGUAUUAACUAUGAAUGUACUGAAAUCUAUUAGAAAUUAAUUCAGUUAAACAAUCCCUCGCAAAAAAUAUCCAUACCCUCAUGCGACAUAUUCUUCAUCGAGAAAGAACACAAAAUGGUACCAAAUUAUGAAGCGGAAGGAAAAUGACAAAUUAUAUUCACACUUUUUAACAAAUGGCAUCAAGUUUUUUGUUCCAAGAUGUUUUUUGCUGUUUUUUUCUCAGCUUUACUGAGUUAAUACUUUUGAGAACCAACUUUAAUUGUUACAGCAGCAAAUCUUUUCAGGUAUGCCUCCAGCGGCUUUGCACAACUGAGGAUUGAUUUUUUUAUUUAUUUAUUUAUUUAUUUUUUUCAGUUGAAGUUCAUUUGAAUUGAACCACAUUGAACAACAGUAAAAGCUAAUCACCCAAUGUGAUUUUCUCUGAAGGCACCGUGCCUCAGCUGAGUGCCUUUCUGAAAGCUUUAAUCUACAACAUGUCCUUCAGCUUGUGCUUAUUUGUUCCAAGAAAAAGUGAAAAAAAAUAUUGAUGAAAUUUCCAUCUAUCUCUUUUUUGACAUGUUUGUGUUCUUCAUUCGGAUGUUUUGUCUUGCCCUAUCUUAAUCAAACUACGGUACUUGAAAAAAUGUAGCUGAAGUUAAAACAAACUAUAAUAUAUAUUUAAAUUUUGACAACAACCUAUUUAUUUGAAAACUAAUAUUUUGCGUCAACAUGUUUUGCUGCAAUUUGUUUAUUUGAUGGACAAUUUAGAGUUAAAUAUCAAACUUUUAGACAGUACAGAGCUUUUUAGUCUGUUAUUUCUGUGAUGUUUUGAUUUUGCUGUUGCUUUGUGUUGCUUUGAUGUGUCAUACAAUGGGAAUCAUCAGCCAGCACUGACCCUGACCCUGUUGGACUGACUGAUGUGAAAUGUCCAAACUCUGACAGUUUGGACCUUGUAUUACUGUAACUACAACUUACAUCAAGCGCCAGUAACUGCGGUCUGGACCAGCUUGAAAUUGAUUUAGGAGAUCAAUAUAUAUGUUACAUAAAAUCUCAGCAAGACUGAUAGACAGUUUCUUUAUUCUUGCCAAAAAUGUCCAGUACUCCUUUGGUAAAAUGAACCGUCUGUCUGAGUAAUGGAUACUGGAAUGCACUCUAGGUUCAAACUGUGAAUUGAGUGUUAUGAUGAAAUAUAUCACCUGUGCCAAGUCUUGUUUUUACAGCUCUAUUAUCAAAUCAAUGCACACAUUAGGGAGACAGAGUGGGGAUUCGUAAAUAAAACCAGCCGACGCUUUAAUUCAGGAACAAACUGUUUCCGUUGUGACUUAUGUUGGGUUAUAUAACUCGAGUGCUGCCAGGGGAAUUAAAUGCAGCGGGGUUAUGGACUGCCAAUGCAAUUCUUAGGGUGUGAAAAGUUAAAGACAAGUUAUGCCUUAAAGAGAGUUGGUGAAAAGCUUCUUUGGCAAGAGUGAAAGUGCCUUUGUGUUAUUGAUGCUGGCUCUAAGGGUAGUGUUGCAAAUUUAUAAGUUAGUCUUUGGUCUCUCUUAACUUUCUAUACAUGUGAGAUUGUGUGAAUAGUUAAAAUGCAGGAAAUUUCAAAGCUAAACUCAGCAAAUUAUUGACAGUAUUACCUGCUUUCUGUCAUACCAUGUAAAUAUCUAAUGCUAUUGUGAAGGAAACACAUCAUAGGUUUCAUAUAUAUUGUUUAAGCAACAAAAUAUUGUUUUCACUAAAGAACGCAUGUAAUUUCUUGUCAGUGCAAACCAUUCUGGUGUCUUUAUUUGUUUUUUUUUUUGUUUUGUUUUUUUCAGAGUUGUCUGUAAACAAGCUCUAAAAGUCAAGUUAUUCUGUGGCUGUGCAGUCAUGAUCAAAACCUUUAAGACAAAUGUAGUUGUUCCAGAUUUAUGGCUUCAGUUUUGCUUAAUCGUUUUUCUUUCAAUGCUGUAUGUUUAUGGUACACAGGAGUGGGUAAUAAACAUUUUAUCAGUU